Molecule: messenger RNA, 2806 nt
Organism: Schistosoma curassoni
Lineage: Eukaryota; Metazoa; Platyhelminthes; Trematoda; Strigeidida; Schistosomatidae
Source: the annotation of a GenBank genome assembly
GAUUAUACCUUUUCUCCAUAAAUGAAACUUGUCAAUUUGAAGACCAUUCCAUUGAUAAGCAUCGCAAGCGUUUUGCAUAGUCAGUAAAGUAUGAUGACAAAGAAGAAAAGUAGUUCAUCGGUUAUCCUUGAACUGAAAGAAUUAGUUGAUCAUAUCAAUAACACUAUUCCUGAUGUCCCAGGAAAACAACGUCUAGUUAGAAUGUGUCAAAAAGAGACGACUCAUUUUGAGUCGUAAUAUCAUGAACAGGGGUGAUGUGUCAAUAAUUUGCACUUGAUGUCGCCUCUUUCCUAUUUACUUGGUUCUUUAACGAGAUUUUCGCAGUUGCGAAACCUUAGCUAUGACAGAUAUCCCUGUCUUCUUGCAUCCUCCGAUCAGGCUGAAAUCAAAACACUCAAUUAAUUCCAUUUUCAAUCAAUCGGACCUAUUAGAAUCAUCAUGAUGUUAGGAUAUUCGUAUGUUAAUUCUUUUAAAACCAAGAUAAUUCAGGGGAAUACAAUUUUAUUUUCAACAAAAUCACUGGCAUUUAUAUUUCGGUAAUAAAUAUACAAUUAGUAGAUGCAGCUGCUGCUUUCAAAUCAUUGGCAUGCUCCGAGCACCAGGAUUCUCGGUCCUUACACAAACUUUGUCCAACUUCAUUGCUUGCCGUCUGACUUAGCCGACGAUUCAGCUGUUUGUUCCAAUUUGCCAUAUUUCAAAGCGAUAACCACAAUCGCCAAUUCUUAUGGUAAUCGUCUUGUGGAUUUAUUAUGUCGUUAUCGUCUACCGUUGGAAUCAACUGUCAACAGUAGUAUUCAUGUACAACAGUUUGAUGAUGAUGAUGAUGAUGAUAAUCACAAUAAUGUUGUCAGUUCUCUUAAUGCGAUUCAUUCAAAUAGUAAUGAUUAUUUAUUACGAUGCGAUAAACAAGACUCUCUGCUCGUUGAUUUAAUAUGUACACAAUCAGAUGAAGGUAUCGAUGAUUUUUCACGAUCUAGAACCUGUUAUGGUAAUGCAGAUGAAGCUAGUCUAUGGGCUCCUGCUUUGUGGAUUAAAGUUGUGACUCGUGAUUCAUCUCGUCUUAAUAAUGCUUGGCGAGGUGAAGCUUCUUCAAAACAUGUAGCUUGUUUGGGACGUCAAGCGGAAGAGUUAGUCCUAGCAUCUCACUGGUAUCAACGAGGUCAACCGAAAUAUUGGAUUCGUGUAAUCGUACAUUGGCUACCACAUGGAUCUUUCUGUGCUGAAAUCAAUGAUAUAGAUUCAGAUUUACGUGAAUAUCUUCAGAAUAUUGAUGUGACAUUACUUACUGGUUCUAAUCCAUGGAUUAAUAACUGUGAUAUUCCUGCUAUCAUUUUCAAAAGUCCUAACUAUACUGUAUCUCUUAGAAAUUUAAUCUUACCUGUAUAUAAAUUCAAGAAAUUUUUAAAUAGUUUUACUGAAUACGAUAACACGUCUGGUGAUUUCAAACAAUUUAAAUUUGAAGCUAUAGAAAAGAUACUGUCGUUGUUGAAUAGAUUGUACAAAACAGUUAAUCAUGAAGAACAGAAGGCCAGUAUUCUUACUGAUGAAAUGUUAUUGUUUGAAGUGGAUGAUUCAUUGAAUUCCUUUAAAAUUACUUAUCCAAUGGAUGCAGUUUUACAGAAAUGUGCAUUAUGGCCAUUUCUAACAGAUUCUUAUGGUCGUGUAGAUGAAGUGAAUCGUAUAAAUUUGGAUGUUUCAGCUUUGAUUGCUUUUGUCUCUGAACUGUCACAAUUCAAUCCAACAUAUUCUCCUACUGAUCAAUUGAUAUCAAUUGACAAUAAUGAUAAUCAUGCCGAAGCUAUAUCUGAUAAAAUUCUAGAAUGUUUACAAUCAGUAGAAAGACGUACACAAUUACUGUUGAGCCAUCCUCCACUGAAACCAGAAAAAUUCGAAUGGCUAAUAGAAUCUGAAGCUGAAGUACCAGUACUUCUAUCGAUGGAUAAAUAUCUUCGAGGCAAAGUACCCGUUGUAUGCUUAAGUGCUGUUCAUUCAUUUUUAAAUAUUCUUGCCUUAAUAUCUGGACCAAGUGAAUGGAAACGUGGAAUUCGAUUAAUUAGUCACUUAGUUAUAUUACCUGAUUUAAAUUCAUCAGGUGAAAUAAUUUCACCAUUUAGUAAAACAAGAGAAUCUAAGAGUUCCAAUUAUUUAUUAACUCAACGUAUCAUGGAAUUCGGCAAUGUAUUAGAAGCGCUGACAAUAACAUCCAAUGCUGGUUUCCUAAGAUCUGUCCGUAAAUCAAACCUUAGAUAUUCGGCAUUGUUGCUGCCUGCUCGUGCUCUAACAGAAACCACUCCACGUAAUGUUGAAUCAUCGUCAUGAAGUGGAUUAAUUUGACCAGAAAAAUUUCCACUCGAUUUUCUCUAUUUUCUGUUCGUGUUGUCUAAAAAGAAGUCUAUUUUCAUUAUGUCAAUCAACGUACUUUUUUUCGAAAAUAACUUCUGUGUAUUCUUUAUUUUAUUUACAUUUAGCAGCGAGUAACAUGCUCUUUUUGAGAAAGGAUGUUUUGCGAUCAGUAAUUGGCAUUUAUUAGGGCUUGUGUUCAAAUAACAAAAGUAAAUCACUCCAUCAAAAGUUUUUCUGAUGCUUGUUAUUACCACUGUCAUAUUCUUUUUAUCUAGAAAUCUAUUAUUCGCAAUUCCUCAUACUCGUCAUAUAAACAAAUUUCUUUUGUAAAUUUUAAACUUUGGUUUUGCAUGACGCAACUCUCUUCUAACUCUUGAGACUGUAUAUUCCUAUUUCUAUCUAUUUAAUAGACUCUCGAUUAUUUUGUUAACGACAAAUACAGUUUAACAGCUACUGAGCAAAA